AUGCAACUUCAAAAACUGAAGAUUUUAAUGAUUGGGCCUUGUGAAUCUGGGAAAACGUCUAUAGCUAAUUUUAUCUCCGAAUCGAUUAAUAUAGAAGAAUCUGAAGCUAUACGUCCAACACAGGGUGUGCGAAUCGUUGAGUUUGAGAUACCCAAUGUGACUUCGAAUGGCGAACAAAAUAAUAUCGAUAUUGAGCUUUGGGACUGCAGUGGUGAUCAUAAAUUUGAAUGUUGCUGGCCAGCACUUCGAGUCGGAGUAAAAGGUGUGAUUCUAGUAUCGUCGCCUAACACUGCGAACGCAUCAAGAGAGUUGGAACUUCUGUACAAUUAUUUUGUAUCUCAACCGAAACUAUCAACAAAGCAGUGUGUGGUAUUUUAUAACUGCCUCGACGAACAUGAAGACGCCAUUUUAAAUUUGUCCCCAACGUUCUCAAGAGUAUCUCAGGUCGCCAUCAACAUGAAAACGAGGAGUGAUCAUAUUAAAAUGGCUUUUAAGAAUUUCGUUUCAUCGAUCUUACAGUCAAUCUCCGAUUGA
This is a messenger RNA of Leptosia nina, 534 nucleotides long. The record is from the annotation of a GenBank genome assembly. Lineage: Eukaryota; Metazoa; Arthropoda; Insecta; Lepidoptera; Pieridae.